AAAGUCACGGCAGUUGGGGCUGGUGUCAGCUGAUUUACUGCAGCGGCGGCGGCACCGGCACCUUGCAGUCUCAGUCGGGAGACGGCGGCCGGUAGCGCUUACCGCUCCAGAGGUUACCCCAGCCGGAUCUGCACACCCCGCAUCCUCGGUAGUUCCGCCCUAUCCUUGUCCUCCUUGGCUGGGGCGCCCACCGGCCGUCUGAUAGACUACAUCGCGGCAUGAGAUGAAGCUGUGACAGAUGUGGAAACUGAGACCUAGAGGGAUAACUUUGUCAAGAUCACAUGGAGGGGUUUGAAAACAUAAUGGCAGGAAACAGCCUUGUUCUGCCCAUUGUUCUUUGGGGUCGAAAAGCACCCACACAUUGCAUCUCUGCAGUACUUUUAACAGAUGAUGGGGCCACAGUCGUAACAGGAUGCCACGAUGGACAAAUAUGUCUCUGGGAUCUUUCAGUAGAAAUGGAAAUUAAUCCUCGAGCGCUGUUGUUUGGUCAUACAGCUUCAAUCACUUGUUUGUCUAAGGCUUGUGCUUCCAGUGACAAACAGUAUAUUGUGAGUGCAUCUGAAAGUGGAGAGAUGUGCCUCUGGGAUGUGAGUGAUGGCAGAUGUAUUGAAUUUACAAAAUUAGCUUGCACACAUACUGGCAUACAGUUCUACCAGUUCUCUGUUGGGAAUCAGCGAGAAGGAAGGCUUUUAUGCCAUGGACAUUACCCUGAAAUCCUUGUUGUGGAUGCUACCAGCCUUGAAGUAUUGUACUCCUUAGUAUCAAAGAUAUCACCAGACUGGAUUAGCUCCAUGAGUAUUAUUCGAUCCCACCGAACACAAGAGGACACUGUGGUAGCACUCUCGGUGACUGGCAUCUUGAAGGUAUGGAUUGUCACCUCGGAAAUAAGUGACACGCAGGAUACUGAACCAAUAUUUGAGGAGGAAUCCAAACCAAUUUAUUGUCAGAAUUGCCAAAGCAUCUCUUUUUGCGCAUUUACACAAAGGUCACUUUUGGUUGUGUGUUCCAAAUAUUGGAGGUGGCAGUUGCUAAUUUGUCCUCCUGUUACUCGGUUCUUCUACGGAUGCAGAGAAUAUUUCCAUAAACUAUUGAUUCAGGGUGAUUCUUCUGGAAGGUUGAAUAUUUGGAACAUAUCAGACAUAGCUGAUAAACAGGAAAGUGAAGAAGGGCUGGCAAUGACAACUUCUGUUAGUUUGCAAGAGGCAUUUGAUAAACUGAAUCCUUGUCCUGCUGGAAUCAUAGAUCAGCUGAGUGUGAUUCCCAGUAGUAAUGAACCUCUUAAAGUAACUGCAAGUGUGUACAUACCAGCACAUGGACGACUUGUUUGUGGCCGUGAAGAUGGAAGCAUAGUUAUUGUACCUGCCACACAGACUGCCAUAGUACAGCUGUUGCAAGGGGAACACAUGCUCAGAAGAGGUUGGCCACCUCACAGAACACUCCGUGGUCAUCGGAACAAAGUCACAUGUUUGCUAUAUCCUCAUCAGGUCUCAGCUCGUUAUGAUCAAAGAUACCUGAUAUCUGGAGGUGUGGAUUUUUCGGUCAUAAUUUGGGAUAUAUUUUCUGGAGAAAUGAAACAUAUCUUCUGUGUUCAUGGUGGUGAGAUUACUCAACUUCUAGUUCCACCUGAAAACUGUAGUGCAAGAGUACAGCACUGCAUUUGCUCUGUAGCCAGUGACCACUCAGUAGGACUUCUAAGUUUGCGAGAAAAAAAAUGCAUAAUGUUGGCAUCUCGUCACCUUUUUCCUAUUCAAGUAAUCAAAUGGAGGCCUUCUGAUGAUUACCUGGUAGUGGGGUGUUCAGAUGGCUCUGUGUACGUCUGGCAGAUGGAUACUGGUGCAUUGGAUCGUUGUGUGAUGGGGAUAACAGCAGUUGAAAUUCUAAACGCUUGUGAUGAAGCUGUUCCUGCUGCUGUUGAUUCACUUAGUCAUCCAGCAGUCAACCUGAAACAAGCUAUGACAAGACGUAGUCUUGCUGCUCUUAAAAAUAUGGCCCAUCAUAAGCUACAAACCCUUGCAACCAACCUGUUGGCGUCUGAGGCAUCUGACAAGGGAAAUUUACCUAAAUAUUCUCAUAAUUCCCUGAUGGUUCAAGCAAUAAAGACAAACCUAACAGACCCGGACAUACAUGUGCUUUUCUUUGAUGUGGAAGCGUUGAUUAUUCAACUCCUGACUGAAGAAGCCUCUAGGCCGAAUACUGCGCUUAUUUCCCCAGAGAAUUUGCAAAAAGCAUCUGGCAGUUCAGACAAAGGGGGCUCUUUUCUAACUGGAAAACGAGCAGCGGUUCUCUUCCAACAAGUGAAAGAAACGAUCAAAGAGAACAUCAAGGAACACCUCCUUGAUGAUGAAGAGGAGGAUGAGGAGAUAAUGAGGCAGAGAAGGGAAGAAAGUGAUCCUGAAUAUCGGUCCAGCAAAUCGAAGCCAUUGACCCUAUUAGAAUAUAAUUUAACUAUGGACACUGCAAAGCUGUUCAUGUCCUGCCUCCAUGCCUGGGGUUUGAAUGAAGUACUGGAUGAAGUUUGUUUGGAUCGCCUUGGAAUGUUGAAACCCCACUGCACAGUAUCAUUUGGUCUCUUGUCAAGAGGAGGCCAUAUGUCACUGAUGCUGCCUGGUUAUAAUCAGCCUGCUUGUAAAUUGUCACGCGGGAAAAUGGAAGUAGGAAGGAAGGUGCCAGUGACUGAGGGAGUAGGAAAGGGAACUUACGGAGUGUCCCGAGCCGUCACCACACAGCAUCUCCUGUCUAUCAUUUCUUUGGCAAAUACUUUAAUGAGUAUGACCAAUGCAACUUUUAUUGGUGAUCAUAUGAAGAAGGGUCCUACCAGGCCACCUAGACCAAGCACCCCAGACCUUUCUAAGGCAAGGGGUUCCCCUCCAGCUUCCAGUAAUAUUGUGCAAGGACAGAUUAAACAAGUUGCUGCACCUGUCGUUUCCGCUCGGUCUGAUGCUGAUCACUCUGGCUCUGACCCUGCUUCUGCUCCUGCUUUACAUACCUGUUUCUUAGUAAAUGAAGGUUGGAGUCAGUUAGCUGCUAUGCACUGUGUUAUGCUGCCAGACCUAUUGGGAUUGGAUAAAUUUAGGCCUCCCCUUCUGGAGAUGCUGGCCCGAAGAUGGCAAGAUCGAUGCUUGGAGGUGAGAGAAGCCGCACAGGCCCUGCUUCUAGCAGAACUGAGAAGAAUUGAGCAGGCAGGCAGGAAGGAAGCCAUCGAUGCCUGGGCUCCUUACCUACCUCAGUACAUAGACCACGUCAUAUCACGUAAGAGUGCUCAUGUUUCUUUCCAAAGCUUUGCAGGCAUAUGUAGAAAAAGUACCUAUACUCACAAACAUAUUGCUACUACCCAUCAACAAAAGUGAGUCUUUAAUCUUAAAGUGAAAAGAACAGAUACUCAAAUUCUGCUUUAUUAUUUUCUGAAUCUCCGUAGUUUGUAAUUUGCUUUAAAAAACAAAAGGCAAUGGUUGUCUAUAUCAAAAUAUUCAUUAAUGAACUGACUUCUUAUAAAAUUCCCCAUCAAAUAUCCGAUUCUAAUACUAACAUGUGCCUCUGCCCAUUGCAUUAUUAUGCUUUUGGAUGCCAGCUUGUUAGAUACUGAUCUGCUGAUACGUUAGUUCAGAUACAAGGCAGAUCCUCUUGGUAGUUGACAUUGGAAUUGUGAAUCCUUAAAAAACAAAGAUCUGGUAGAGUUAGACUCAUGGACUAUUUAGCAAGCGAAAAUUGGGAAGGAUUUUAAUGGAUAGAUCUCUUAGAGUAUAAUUUGAAAGGGUUAGAAAAACUGUUGAAAUGUUUUGAAUAUUCUUUUGCAAAAUAAAACCUUUAUAAUUAUGUUACGUUGAAUGCACAUUAGAAAAAAGUUGUAUUUUGCUAUCAUUUUUUUCUUCCCAGAGAGCGUACUCAUUUCCAGUUCAUUUGGUUUGUUUUGUAUUUUUCUAAAAAAAAUUUAGUUACUAAAGAAAUUUUUGAAGGUCUCUCACUUAUUAAGUGACUAAAUUAUAUUCAUUAUAAAUUAGUUUCAAUUUUGAAAGAUAAAGUCUUAAUGAAAGUUAAUAAAAAAACUCUUUAUUAUGAAAAUUUGGCCUGGGUUUUAAGUGGACUCAUUUUAAAUGACCCUUUACCAAUACCAGUUAUUCUUGGUAAUGAAGUACUCAUUCCAUAUAUCCAGAUGGACAGUACAUUAUUGUACAAGAGGGAAAAUGAAAACAAAAUUCAGAAAGAUUUAUAACUGUUACAGCUGGUUUAACUACCGUAUCUUUGCCAAUGGUGACUAUAGGGGAUGUUUAAUCAAGCUUGUGACCUUGGGCACUUUUUUUAAGCUUUCUUAGUCUCAGUUUUAUCGCAGCUGAAAUAAAGAUGAUGAUAAUGGGACUUUAUAGGAUUAUUAUGUGUGUAGCAUGAGUUAAUCUUUAAGUCCAUAGAACAAUUCCUAGCCCAUAGUAAGCAUGAUUCAUUUGUUGAAUACUUGAUAACCUAUAAAAAUGCAAAAAUAUAUUUCACAUAUAACCAAAAUAUCACAUAUUAACAGCUCCAGUUAAAAUUCUUAAUUGUUUGAGCAAUAAAAUAUUUACUCAGUGAAUGUAGGUUGUCAUUUGCUUACUGGGAAUUUUUUCUAUUUUAAUAGAACAAAUUAAGUUUAAAAAAAAACAGGACACCUAGACAUACGAGCUCUAUGUAAGGUGUUAGGCUUAAGAUUCUUUUAAAAAUAUGUGUAGAUUUUAAAAUUUCCAGAAUAUUUAAAAAAAAAAAAAAAAAAAAAAAAAAAAAAAAAAAAAAAAAAAAAAA
This is a messenger RNA of Cebus imitator (Panamanian white-faced capuchin), 4767 nucleotides long. Its product is annotated as WD repeat-containing protein 7. Bases 282 to 3347 code for a protein of 1021 amino acids. Gene Ontology annotation, cellular component: cytoplasm. Lineage: Eukaryota; Metazoa; Chordata; Mammalia; Primates; Cebidae. The record is from RefSeq and is a predicted model, not a curated record. Gene Ontology annotation, molecular function: protein binding. The transcript is spliced from 18 exons.